Messenger RNA from Trichoderma atroviride IMI 206040, 543 nucleotides. RefSeq lists its product as uncharacterized. Gene Ontology annotation, biological process: regulation of transcription by RNA polymerase II. NCBI's taxonomy places the organism in Eukaryota, Fungi, Ascomycota, Sordariomycetes, Hypocreales, Hypocreaceae. Gene Ontology annotation, molecular function: RNA polymerase II cis-regulatory region sequence-specific DNA binding; DNA-binding transcription factor activity, RNA polymerase II-specific. Gene Ontology annotation, cellular component: nucleus. The record is from RefSeq and is a predicted model, not a curated record.
AUGGACGAAUCGCCAAUAGUAUCCGAAGCUUCGCCUAAUACUUGCAGCACACAUACGCAGCCAUCGCCCAGCUCUAUAACCGACAAAGAGCGAAGCACAGCCAGAAACAAUAAGCGAAAGAGAGGGCCGCAAAACUCUCGCAAUCCGACAGAAAAGAAGGAACAGGUCAAGCGGCGAAACCGGGUGGCCGCAUCCAAGUGCCGACAGAAGAAGAGGGAAAAGGUGAAUGAUCUGAAGAAGCAAAGUUCAAGUCUUAAGGUGGAAAACAGCAGCCUCCACAAUGAAUAUGAGCGACUUCGCAAGGAGAUUGGCCAGGUCAAGUCCGAUUUGAUGCACCAUACAGAGUGCAACGACAGUAACAUUAAUCAGUGGAUUUCCAACGAGGCCAAGACUUACGUGGAUAAGCUUGUCCAGAAAGAGGAGCGGCAGCGGAUGGGGAGCCUCAGCAGCUCAAAUGGGACUGUUGAAGAUGUUGAAAAUGCUCAAGCGGGCUUGCCCUUUGGAAUGCCUAGUAUGCCGUCCAGGGGCAAUCGCCUGGGGUAG